UGUAAAAAGUGGGAAAUUUUUAACCAUUUUAACUAAUUUAGUGAAUUUCGUGAUAAAGAGCAAAUUAGCAUCAUUCGCAACUACUGCCGUCGUUCUCGGUGGAAAAGUUGGCUGGAAAAGUGUAAGAACCGUAGAGUUGAGAACCGCAGUGCCCAGAUUUUAGAUUUUUUCGCGCUAGCUUCAAAACCUCCCAUCCUGGUCCGGAGCUCCGGGCGUUCGUUCGUGCGUGCGCUUGUUUUGUUGAUCUCUUCGCCCGCUUCCAACAAACUGGGAAUCUUUCCUCGUCCGGCGGCAUGACCACCUACAGGACCGACAGUCAAGGAAAGUUCAUCCCGGCCACACAGCGCCCGGAUGGUACGUGGCGAAAGCCGCGGCGUGUGAGGGACGGUUACGUACCCCAGGAGGAAGUGCCGCUGUACGAAAGUAAAGGCAAACAGUUCGCUCAAAAACCAGCGCUCCCGCCCGGACUCUCGCUUGAGGUGGUGCAGAAAGCGAAAGAGAAGCGCGAACGAGAACGGUUACGGCAGCAGCGCGAAGAACUCCGGAAAGCGCAAAACACGCCGGCUGCCGGUGCUACCGUCGUCGAUGGUGCCGACAAACAGAAAGGUGCUACGGCUGGCAAUGGAAAGGCACGCAGCAAAAAGACUCCGGAGCUACCGGACAUUCUGCUGGAUUAUCCACAACUCUCGGCCACCAUCAAAACCGCCGCACCUUCGAAGUCAUCCAAGCAAGCGAAGCAGGCCCAGCAACAGAAACAGCCUCCUGCUGAACAGCGUUCGAACGUUGCCAAGGGAGCGGCAACACCGGCUCAGAGUGCUACUGCUGCGAUAGACGAAGAGCUAGCAGCCGCACUCGAAUCCGGUGUGCAGCUUUCCAACCAUACGCCCGCAGGGGACAACAGCGAGUCUCAGCAGCAGCAACAACAAACUGAUCUCUUGAAAAAGUUGCGCAAACUGCGAAAGAAAAUCCGCGAAAUCGAAGCUAUCGAGGAACGGUUAAGAACAAACGACGGACCACGGCCCGAUAAGGACCAGCUGGAGAAGGUGAAGCGAAAACUGGAGAUACAGCGCGAAAUCGAAGGACUCGAAGCGCAACUAACACCGGGUGCCGGUGCAGCGGACGCCAUGUGAUGUUGCUGAUAACGGACGUGAACAACAAGAGACCAAGACCCCUGGAUCAAACCAGCUACUGUAGAAACUGAAUACUGCGCGUUUGUAUGCCUCUUGCGCGUGCACCAGACGGGAGUUGCGAUAGAGUCAAUAGACAUUCGGUAAAGCACGCACUCCAUGAACGCUAAUUGUACAAAAAAACAAACCUCUGCCCCUUUCAAGGACUCGGACGGGAGUACGCAAGAGGUUAAUAGAGCAUACCUUGCCAUUCGCCAGUAGCGGACGGACCGUCCAGCACGAUUCGCCUAGGGCAUUCGGAGCAUGUAGCAGCAAUAGCUCUCGUAGUGGGCCUGUGUCUGUGACAGGAUUUACUUUAAGGCUCGGUGUACAAAGUCAUUCGCCUGCAUUUAGAAAGCCAGUAAGUUGGCAUCGACGACGGAUAGGGAAACGGCUGGCCUGCUGGCCGAAUCCCGUGAAAUCCCCUGUUUCUUUAACUGCACCGGCCCACAUGUUCCGUGUGGAACAUCCGGACACUUUCAGCAUAGCAAAGGCCUCACUAUAGUAGGGAUAAUGCUCGUGGAAAUGAGCUAGCGGUAGGAUGUUUGCGUGUGUGUUUGUGUGUGCAUACGUAGCUGGUAAGACCAAUUAAGGAGGAAACCUAAUUUUAAACUGUUUGUUACGUCAGAUUAAGAAAGGAAAUGUUUAAGUUAAAAACUAAGUCAAAUAAACGUUUUAAAAUAAGAAUAC
This is a messenger RNA of Anopheles darlingi, 1856 nucleotides long. RefSeq names its product partner of Y14 and mago (gene Pym). The transcript is spliced from 3 exons. The coding region runs from base 294 to 1130 and encodes 278 amino acids. Gene Ontology annotation, biological process: exon-exon junction complex disassembly. The record is from RefSeq and is a predicted model, not a curated record. Lineage: Eukaryota; Metazoa; Arthropoda; Insecta; Diptera; Culicidae. Gene Ontology annotation, cellular component: exon-exon junction complex; cytoplasm. Gene Ontology annotation, molecular function: RNA binding.